This is a messenger RNA of Aspergillus melleus, 1344 nucleotides long. RefSeq names its product FluG family protein. Gene Ontology annotation, molecular function: glutamine synthetase activity. The coding region runs from base 1 to 1344 and encodes 447 amino acids. The record is from RefSeq and is a predicted model, not a curated record. The transcript has a single exon. NCBI's taxonomy places the organism in Eukaryota, Fungi, Ascomycota, Eurotiomycetes, Eurotiales, Aspergillaceae.
AUGUCUACUAGCAGUGAAGUGACCCGCUGGGCGCAGUUCCUCGACCAGAACAAUGGCAUCGAGUUCGUCUGGCUGCAGUAUAUAACUUACAGCGCUACCGCCAUCGUGCAGAUCAUGCCGGUCGAUCGAUUCACGAAGUUAAUUCAAGACGGCCAGAGCCUUCCUAUCACCAAGGCCAUUUACCAUUUACUGCCCGGCGAUGUCUUGGCCGACGGCGCCUUACCCAGCGGCGCGUGCUAUCUCAAACCCGACCUCUCGACGCUGUAUCGCCAGCGAGGCUCGAACUCCCACCGAGCGGUGGUCAUGACAUCAAGUCUAGACAGCGACGGCAAACCGCUCGCCGAAUGCGCGCGGUCUCGACUCGACACCCUGGUCCAUCUGUUGAUGGAGCAGUCGGCAUACUUUCCUCUGGUGGGGUUCGAGAUGGAAGUCGUCUUCCUACGACGCGUCCGUCGAGAGGGGAAAGUGGUGGGCUACGAGGCACCGAGCACGAACCACUCCGUCUUCAGCAUGACAAGCGACGAUAAACAGGCGAUGGGUCUGAUCGAAGAAGUCGCAAGAGCGUUACUAGAGGCAGGGAUCGAGCUGGAGAAAUUCCACGCCGAGUCGGCACCGGGGCAGUGGGAAUUCGUCCUCCCGAAAGACACGCCCGUCAUAGCAGCCGAUACUUUACUGAAGGCCCGCGCCAUCAUUUCCGACGUCGCGGAGAAGUACGAUAUGCGGGCGACCAUGCAUCCGCGGCUGUUCCCAACCACCGCCGGGAGCGGAAUGCAUUCGCACAUCUCCGUCAAUCCGAUUGACGACAGUCGGGACCUAGUCGGCGCGGAACAAUUCUUCGCGGGCAUCAUCGAGCAUUUCCCGGCCGUGCUGGCGUUCAAUCUCGCGCAUGACGCUAGCUAUAAUCGAGUGCAGAGCGGUACCUGGAGUGGCGGAGAAUAUGCGGCCUGGGGCUGGGAGAACAAGGAGAUGCCACUACGGCGGAUCACGACUAAUAGAUUUGAGGUGAAAUUGCUAGAUGGGCUGGCGAACCCCUACCUUGCACUCUGUGGCAUGCUUGCCGCUGGAAUCGAUGGGUUGAGGAAGGAUCUGCCUCUGACGGGAGGCGACUGUCAAACAGCUUCUGGGUUGCUUUCCGUUGCAGAGAGGGAGGCCUUGGAGAUCAAGACGCUGCUGCCCAAGUCGCUGACAGAAAGUCUCGAUGCGCUCGAAGCUGACAAGGAGAUGCGGGGGCUUGUAGGCUCAGCGAUUGUCUCGGAUUAUCUUGGUGUCAAACGCGGAGAGGUUCGACAUUUCAAGGGCCUGGAUGAUGAGGAAACGAAGAACUAUCUAAUCUCCAGAUACUAA